Schistosoma turkestanicum is the source of this 885-nucleotide messenger RNA. NCBI's taxonomy places the organism in Eukaryota, Metazoa, Platyhelminthes, Trematoda, Strigeidida, Schistosomatidae. The record is from the annotation of a GenBank genome assembly.
CUAAUGUGUAACUUCUUCACCUUGUAAAGUCACAUAAUAACGAAUGUUAUCAAUUAUCAUCCCGAUUCCCGAUAGCUGUUGAAUACACAUAGUGUAGUAAUGAAUUAAUCCAUCACUGAUUGUGAGUGAGAUCAGAUUAUAAAAGUUAACAUUUUGGCAGACAGCUGAUUUUCAUCAAUCCAAUUUAACAACAGAAUGGGUAAUCAGUUAUACCUGUCGAGAUUUGUAACAGUUGGAAUAUAACAGAAAUGUAAUCAAAACUGGAUCAAUCUUUUUGAUGUUGACAAAGAUGACCAGAUAACAAUGGAAGAAUUUUGCCGAGCAUUAGGCUUAGAUCAAUCAGAAAUGUAUACAGAAAAAGUUCAACGUAGCAAAGUCAAUGUUGCUAACACACCAAAAGUUUCAGCUGACUUUGAAAUAAUUCUGUCAAAAAUGUCACCACAAGCUGAAUAUGAUAUUACUGAACGUGUUCGUGAACUUGUAGGUGACAUAAAAGCAUUGAAAGAGUCGGAAAUCACUGGAUUAUCAGAUAAAAUUAAAAAAUACUUAGAUGAAACCUACGGUCGUGUAUGGCAAGUACUCAUAAUACGUGGAUCAUAUUGGAUGAAUUUUUCACAUGAACCAUUUAAAUCAUUUCAAUUCAAAUAUGGACAAUAUAUUUUUUUAUUAUGGAGAACACCAUGCGGUUAAAAUAUAUUUCAACAUUGUUAUCAAUACAGUAAAACAAAUAAUGGCACAAAAAUAAAAUUGAGAAAAAAAUUGAACUUAGCGGUUUAUGUUAUUUAGUUAUUUACUAUGUUCAACAAUUAUGAUGUUUGUUAUUUUGAAUUAUGUAAUCUUGUAUCACAAAGAAAUAUAUAUAUAUUUUUAAUUUAAUAGAAAGAA